ACGUGUAUUUUUGUGAUUUUUAUAUUUUUGUAAUUUAAAACAAUGUCAGCUGAGGACACAAGUAAAAAGUUGUAUCUUGAAUGUGGUGACUUGAAGAGAAUUGAACCUGAAUACACUAUAGAUGAAGCAAUAUUAAAAGAAAUUGGUAGUAACUACCGCACUAUACCCACUUUUGAGAAAAGCGUGUACGAGCAAGUGUAUAUACGACAUUAUUCUUUGAAAAGCAACAAAUUCCUGGCAUGUCGUUGGGAACAGUACAAGCAACAGAUGGAAAGCAGGACCUUCACUCCUUUCCAAUUUCCUGAUAAUAGAGAUUUGCACUUCCAUAAUGAUACUAUAAGAUAUCUGCCAUCCGAGUCACUGCACCGAACACUAAAAUUCAAAAUGAAGAUGAACUGCGGUCCCGGCGUGGAUUCAUACGGACAAAUACCCAUACCUCAAGAAUUACUCAUGAAACGCAGCCAAAUCGAGCAGGAUAAAGAACAUAAACAUAAUAAAAAUAAGAAAAAACAAUGUAGAAAAGUGUUUACUUAAGUCUAAAUCUGAAUUGACUGCAGCCAUUUUGAAUAAUUUUUAUGUGGUGUUUUGGCGGGAAUAAAAUAAAAUGUAAUAAACAAUU
Molecule: messenger RNA, 619 nt
Organism: Achroia grisella
Lineage: Eukaryota; Metazoa; Arthropoda; Insecta; Lepidoptera; Pyralidae
Exons: 3
Coding region: 43-534 (163 amino acids)
Source: RefSeq, a predicted model, not a curated record